AUGGAAGGAACAUCGUCAUCCAUCCAGGCAGUGUGGCGAUGUUCUUGUUUAUUUUAUUUGCUUUUUCUUCUGUCUUUUGUUUUUGUGAGCCUAAAUAGGUGUCUACUUGAUUUGUACAUAAUUAUUUAGCAGCCACAAUGGAACAAGCUAUUCUCCCGGAUGUGGGUGAAUUCGAGGAGCAGGAACUCCUGUAUUUUAUCUUUUGCGAAUUCACAAGCCACAUCGAGUUCAAAUUGUGGAGAGACUAUAUGAAGAAGCAAUUGCUGGACGAUAAUCUGGAACUUGUGGAGGAAAUGCUGGAGGAUAUCUGCCCACCAAAGGUUCGUCCCUGCCGCAUCUGUUUCAACCCACUCGCCUGGUUGCGCCGAGAGACGGAGGAGAAUGAAAUUGAGUGGCGAUGUGGCUUCUGCACACUUUCCCAACCCAUCCUACAGUGCAAUUCCGCAGAGGCCUGCAAUGUUCUCAUAAAUCUAAUUAUUAGCAACAAGAUACAUCCGCAGAUACUUGCUUCAGCGCUCAGCUUUAUCUUUUCGGCUGCAUAUAAUUUUAUUGGGAUUUCCUCACCAAUGGACGCUGAUGAUCCAAUCCAGACCCUCCUGUCUAUGUAUGAGAAAUCACCAACUGCCUUAGGUCUCGGGGGGCCACACACCGUUGUCUUUGCUGAUAUCUACCACGAUACUAGUCAAACCAUCCGGUUCCGUGGGGAAUCAACUUCUGAUACGUCCUUUCCCAUACUCUACCUCGCCGACACCGUUGCCAUCCCGACUAGGUUCUUUCUUCAUCCACUGAAAUACCUCCAUAAUUCUAUUGAAACAUCUAGUAGUGAUGAGAAGCCACUUGUGCAGGAGCUUUCGCACAUCGCAAACUCUGUGAUAAAAUCGGGAAGUAAUUUGGUGCUCGGUCCCCAUUUACAGGAGCUUAUCUCACCGGACACAUACACCAAUAGGCCCCAUAAUCUAGAAGCAAUUGUGACUCUGGAGUCACUGCGUUCGCACGCUCUAGAUUCGGAUCAGGAUGUCUGGGAGAAUAGUCACGACAUGAUGUUUCCGGCCAUGAGGAUAUGCAACCGAGUUAAUGUACUCCUAACUAGUGCCCAUAGACGCAAGCCAAAGUCUCGCGAUGAGUACUACGCGGCGUUGCAGAGCUACCUCACGAGCGCUAUAUGGCUCAAAACGUUCGUCAAUACACCGUUUGAGACACUCCUUUACUCCGUCCUCGGCCACUCUGGUGGUCUACGGUAGAUCUUCAAUAGAGUUUGGAUUAAUGGUUCUCUGAAUUGUUCCUCAUCUCGAAAUUACCCAAAUAUGUUCUCAUCAGUCGUACCAAAGUUACACGUGGGAACCACAAUGUCUCGGAAAAAUCUAUCCUUGGAAAGGAAAUGUUAAUUUAUUUAUUUUUUCUUUUGUUCUCAAUAUAAAUCAAAAUGUAAUUCAAAUGUGCCUUCAAAAUUAUACCAUAUAAAAGUAAAAUAAAGCGUAAAGUCGCUAUAAAUAACUUAUAAA
Messenger RNA from Lutzomyia longipalpis, 1502 nucleotides. RefSeq lists its product as uncharacterized. The coding region runs from base 138 to 1241 and encodes 367 amino acids. The record is from RefSeq and is a predicted model, not a curated record. The transcript is spliced from 3 exons. NCBI's taxonomy places the organism in Eukaryota, Metazoa, Arthropoda, Insecta, Diptera, Psychodidae.